AUGGGCAACCUGACGGAUGCUAUGGAUAAGAGAAUGGACUCGUUGUUGAAAAAAGCUUGGGAGUCCAUAAUUGGCAAUUUAAAACCAGAAUUAGCAGUUACAGUAGUGGCCCGUAAUUUAGAGCACUGGCUCUCAAAGAUCCAAGAACAUAUUGAGGCGGAUACGGACAAGGACACUAUUUUGGCUUCCUUCCCCACAAUUUUAAAGGGGGUAGCCUACAUUGCGGAUGCUUCAGCAGAAUCCGUCCGCAUGUCAGCCAGCCUCUCCGGAACAAGUAUCCAGGGACCUGGAACUAACCAAAAAGACCCUUAUGGACCUAGGUUGGCUGUUAAACCUGGAAAAAUCCAGUCUAAUACCAUCGCAGCGCAUUCCUUAUUUAGGGUACACCCUGGACUCCACCCUUCUAAGGGUCUUCCUUCCAUUAGAGAAGGCUCUAAAGUUAGAAAAGUCGGUAUCUGCCCUCCAGGGCAGCCAUCAGGUUUCAAUCAGAUUCCUGAUGUCGACACUAGGACUGUUAACUUCCACUCUACCGGCAGUCCAGUGGGCAGGGAUUCACUUUCGGGCCCUGCAGGCCUUUGUACUCUGAGUCUGGGACCACAGCUCAGAACACCUAGACGUCCUGCCAGCGGCAGAGGUUGGGGCGCUCACCUGGGUGUACUUCCAGCACAGGGUGUUUGGGAAGUGGCUGAGCUGAAACAUUCCUCCAACUGGAAGGAGCUGAGGGCGAUCGGUUUAGCUCUCAUCUUCUUUCAGGAGAGACUUCGAGGACACCACGUCCAGGUGAGGUCAGACAAUGCGUCGGCCGUGGCCUAUGUGAACAAACAGGGUGGCACCAGGUGUGUAGCCCUGUCGGCCAUAACAACAAGAAUCUUUCGCUGGGCCGAAACAAACACCCUGUCCUUAUCAGCAGUUUUUCUAAGGGGAAUAGAAAACAGUACAGCGGAUUUCCUCAGUCGAAGUCAACUGAGGGAAGACGAGUGGUCCCUCAAUCAGGAGGUCUUCCAUCUUUUGGUCAAGAGAUGGGGGUCUCCGGAGAUGGACCUCUUUGUGUCCAGGGAGAACGCAAAAACACAUUGGUUUUUCUCUCGGGGCAGGGGAGAGGGUGCAAGAGGGAUAGAUGCCCUAUCCCAGAGCUGGCGAUUCGGGAUUUGUUACGCCUUCCCACCCCCAGCUCUUUUACCACUGGUCCUGAGAAAAUUUCAGCUGGAGAACACCUCACUUAUCCUUGUGGCACCCCACUGGCCCAAGAGGGCUUGGUUUUCGGUUCUCAAGCAACUGACCACAGAACCCCCUCUUUUUCUUCCUCUUCGAGAGGAUCUCCUCUCGCAGGGCCCAGUUCUAUGUACACAGGUGGAACCUUGCGGCGUGGUUACUGAGGAGUCCUUGCUGAGGUCCAGAGGUUUUUCGGACAAACUGACUGCCACCCUUCUUAACAGUAGGAAGAAGGAGACGCGUUCUAUCUAUAGAAAAGUUUGGCUUUGUUUUAAUACUUGGUGCCAGGAAUUUUCCUUUCCAGCACAAAACCACAAGUCCGUUCUAGAGUUUCUUCAGUGCGGAGCGGAUAAAGGCUUGUCAGUGAGUACCCUUAAAGGCCAGGUCUCAGCCCUCAGUGUGUUUCUAGAGAGCCCUCUAGCCUCCAAUCCUUGGGUCAUCAGGUUCUUUAGGGCUUUGUCCAGACAGAAACCUUCUCAGGGACCUCCCUUCCCCAAGUGGGAUCUAUCACUAGUUUUACAGGUGCUAACAGGGUUGCCCUUUGAACCCUUAGACAAGUGUUCGUUAAAGGAUUUAACGUUUAAGACAGUCUUUUUAGUUGCAGUGACUACUGCCAGGAGGGUCAGUGAAUUGGAAGCCCUGUCCAUUCGUCCUUUUUGUGUAAUUUUUCCGGAUCGGGUUGUUUUUAAAACCGAUCCGGCUUUCCUUCCGAAAGUGGCUUCAAAGUUUCAUAGAAGCCAAGAGGUUGUGUUACCUUCAUUUUGUUCCAAUCCCUCAGGUGAAAGGGAGUUUAAGUUUAGUACACUAGAUGUUAGAUGCAUCCUACAGUACUUGGAGCUGACUCGGGGUUUUAGGAAGUCAGACUCUUUGUUUGUUUUGUUUUCUGGGACCAGAAAGGGACAGAAAGCGUCUCGGCGCACAAUUGCUAGAUGGCUUAGACUAGUUAUUGGGCAGGCUUACUCCUUGACUGGUAGGGAAGUCCCUACAGGAAUAAAGGCACACUCUACUCGAGCGGUGGCUACUUCUCAGGCUGAAAGGGCUGGAGCGACGCCAGAUCAAAUAUGCAAAGCCGCAACUUGGUCCAGCUACGCCACCUUCGUCAAGCAUUAUAGAGUAGACUUGGUGUCAGCAGGUGAACAAGCCUUUGGGAGAAAAGUCUUGCAAGCCGUGGUCCCACCCUAAAUUCGGACCGGAGUGCUCGUAUAAAAACUGAGGUCUAGCAGGG
Molecule: messenger RNA, 2437 nt
Organism: Rana temporaria (common frog)
Lineage: Eukaryota; Metazoa; Chordata; Amphibia; Anura; Ranidae
Exons: 3
Coding region: 1-2394 (797 amino acids)
Biological process (GO): DNA recombination; DNA integration
Molecular function (GO): DNA binding
Source: RefSeq, a predicted model, not a curated record